AUCACCCCAUCGUCGCUAGUCAAGGGAGAGACUACUACACAAAUACGACUACCUUUACCCGCUUUCCAAAAGGCACAAACAUACUUAUCCCUCCCCUAAACCCCCACUUUCCCACUUCCGCCGCCGCAAACCACCACACGCCACCAUGCAAGCCACCUUAAUCUCCCCACCGUCACACACCCUUCCCCACCCUACCACCGCCACCAGCACCACCAAAACCCUUUCCUUCUCCAAACGCCCCACCACAAUCCGAGCCUCCUCCUCAACCGAAACAGUUCCACCACCACCGCAAACGGUCAACAUCGCCGACCCAUCUCGGAAACUCAACAAAUACAGCUCUCAAAUCACCGAACCCAAGUCCCAGGGUGGCUCUCAGGCCAUCCUCUACGGCGUUGGACUCUCGGAUGAGGACAUGGGUAAGCCCCAAAUCGGCAUUUCCUCUGUUUGGUACGAGGGAAACACUUGUAAUAUGCAUUUGUUGAGUUUGGCUGAGGCUGUGAAGGAAGGGGUCAGAGAGGCUGGUAUGGUUGGGUUCAGAUUCAAUACCAUUGGGGUUAGUGAUGCUAUAUCUAUGGGGACUAGAGGGAUGUGUUAUAGCUUGCAGUCUAGGGAUUUGAUUGCUGAUAGUAUUGAGACUGUCAUGGCCGCUCAGUGGUAUGAUGGGAAUAUCUCCAUUCCUGGUUGUGACAAGAAUAUGCCAGGUACAAUUAUGGCCAUGGGACGUCUUAAUCGGCCAAGUAUCAUGAUUUAUGGUGGAACUAUCAAGCCCGGUCAUUUUCAAGGCCAUGUGUACGACAUAAUAUCUGCCUUUCAGGUUUAUGGGGAAUAUGUGAGUGGUUCUGUAAAUGAUGAACAGAUGAAAAUGUACAUGGCGAAUACCAUGGCUUCCGCUAUUGAGGCAAUGGGAAUGUCUCUCCCUUAUAGCUCUUCAACACCUGCUGAAGAUCCAUUGAAGUUGGAUGAGUGUCGUCUAGCUGGAAAAUAUAUUCUAGAUUUGAUAAAAAUGGACUUAAAACCGCGAGACAUUAUUACUCCUAAAUCACUACGUAAUGCAAUGGUCAUUGUCAUGGCCUUGGGUGGGUCGACGAAUGCGGUGUUACAUUUAAUUGCUAUUGCAAGGUCUGUUGGCUUAGAGUUAUCUGUUGAUGACUUUCAAAAGGUUAGUGACCAGGUUCCGUUUCUCGCAGACCUUAAGCCUAGUGGCAAAUAUGUCAUGGAGGAUGUCCACAAGAUUGGAGGAACACCUGCAAUCAUUCGCUAUCUCUUGGAGCUUGGGUUUUUAGACGGGGAUUGUAUGACUGUCACGGGGAAGACACUGUCUGAGAAUGCUAAACUAUUCCCUUCUCUGUCUGAAGGCCAGCAAGUAAUAAGACCAUUGACAAACCCCAUCAAGGAAACGGGCCAUAUCCAAAUAUUAUAUGGAAAUCUUGCACCAGAAGGUUCUGUCGCGAAGAUUACCGGGAAAGAAGGGCUGUAUUUUUCUGGUCCUGCUUUUGUCUUUGAAGGAGAGGAAGCUAUGCUUGCAGCUAUCUCUGAAGAUCCUAUGAGUUUUAAGGGAAAGGUAGUUGUUAUUAGAGGAGAAGGGCCUAAGGGGGGGCCUGGCAUGCCUGAAAUGCUGACACCAACAAGUGCGAUAAUGGGAGCAGGUCUUGGGAAGGAUUGUGCAUUGUUGACUGAUGGGAGGUUUUCAGGAGGUUCACAUGGUUAUGUUGUUGGCCACAUCUGCCCGGAAGCACAGGAAGGUGGACCAAUCGGUCUCAUUGAAAAUGGAGAUGUCAUCACCAUAGAUAUUCGGGAGAGAAGAAUGGAUGUUCAGUUAACAGAUAAAGAGAUGGAGGAGCGAAGAAAGAAAUGGAAGCCUCCUGCGUAUAAGGCUGACAGGGGAAUUCUGUUUAAGUACAUCAAGACCGUGCAACCGGCUUCAAAGGGGUGUGUGACUGAUGAAUAGUAUAAAGGGGCCGGCCAUGGUUAGGAACGUAUAGAGUGACUCAGCAAGCCCGAGAUA
Molecule: messenger RNA, 2005 nt
Organism: Camellia sinensis
Lineage: Eukaryota; Viridiplantae; Streptophyta; Magnoliopsida; Ericales; Theaceae
Product: dehydratase family
Biological process (GO): branched-chain amino acid biosynthetic process
Cellular component (GO): chloroplast stroma
Molecular function (GO): dihydroxy-acid dehydratase activity
Source: RefSeq, a predicted model, not a curated record